Molecule: messenger RNA, 1032 nt
Organism: Ochlerotatus camptorhynchus
Lineage: Eukaryota; Metazoa; Arthropoda; Insecta; Diptera; Culicidae
Exons: 2
Coding region: 1-1032 (343 amino acids)
Source: RefSeq, a predicted model, not a curated record
AUGGUUAUAUGUGAUUUGACACGGAUUCUACAACUGGAUGAUGUAGCAGACAGGAUUUCAAAGUUAAACCAGAAAGUGUUGACUUGUAAAUUGCAUGUCACGGCUGGUCCGGACUCUGCUACAGGUUUUACGCACUACAACCAGACUGGCUUUUUAAAAGAGGAUGAUUCUCUUCUCUCCGAGCAUUUUAUGAGCCUGUUGUUAGUAUCCGAAAGAGGAGAGGAUAUUUGGCGGAACCCGAAUCCCCAGUCAGAUUCGUUCUGCAGAAUACGCUCUAUGAAUUGGACUAAAGAGACCAACUCGCUUACCAAGUCCAUGUUUGAGCAGUUUUUUGCAGAGGUUGAUUCCUUGAAUCUGGAUCCGGUGGAAGUAAUUUCCGGUGAUGUACGUGUGUGCGUUUAUAUUUCGGCAAUGUAUACAAUGAUAGAUGGGAAAGCGGCCAAUGCAAUUGUAGGGAAUCAGGAUACACAUGUAUGUCCGCUUUGUGUUCCGAAUGCUGAUCCCCAUAUUGGUCCAUCGUUUUUUCAUUCACGUCUCAACGCCGUUGAAUGGUUGAUCAAAAAUGCAGCGAAAAAAUCCGUUCCUGACCACCCGGCAUACACGAAUCCCCUAGUUAAAAAGAAAGCCCGUGAAAUAGCUGAUGAACUAGAACGUGAGUAUGGCAUGAACAUCAACCGUCCUAAGAUUGGUGGGUCCGGAAGCUGCAAUAACGGCAAUAUGGCCCACCGUUUAUUGGCAGAACCCGGAAAAUUUGCAAAAAUCAUCGGCGUACACAAGGACCUGGUGGAAAAUCUGCGGCUCAUCAGUUGCCUGGCGCUUUCUUCUAGAGUAUUGGAUCCUACCAAAAGCAGACAAUCGAGAAGUACUGAUGCCAGGUUCGAAGAGAGGCUGGACGAAUACACCUUGAAACAAGAUGACAGCGAUGAAAACCAUGGAAAAGCGGAUGACUCCGGUGAACUCAUCGAAGAGAGUGACGAAGAAGAUGAUGACCCCGGUGAACUUAACGAGGAGAGCGAUGAAGAAGACAUUUGA